This is a messenger RNA of Eupeodes corollae, 1329 nucleotides long. It is a transcript of the gene RabX5, whose product is annotated as ras-related protein Rab-34. Gene Ontology annotation, molecular function: GTPase activity; GTP binding. The transcript is spliced from 6 exons. The record is from RefSeq and is a predicted model, not a curated record. Lineage: Eukaryota; Metazoa; Arthropoda; Insecta; Diptera; Syrphidae. Bases 328 to 1140 code for a protein of 270 amino acids.
UUCAAUCUUAACGAUAAAUAUUUUCGCACGACGACGGACGUGACGCGGGGAAUAAUCUUAAGCCCUCUGCAUGCGGUUUAAUAAAUAUCACUACAACAAGUGAUCUCCGUAAUCUGAUACCUCAAGUUCAAAAAAACAUUAUUUCUGUGGUGAAUGUUAAUCUCGAAAAAAGGGGAAAAAUUUAAAUAAACAAAGAUCAAAAGCAAAUCAGUAUUGCAAUAGAUUUUGUGAAGACCGGUGAAUUAUAAAAUUCGGUUGAUCGGAGUGAUUUUGUUUUGUUUUCAAUUUUUUCCUAUUUCCUCGGAAUUGUCACCAUUGACAGAUAAUAUGGACCCUUAUAAUUUGACAAUGCCAAAGGUCAAUCAAGAUCGUCGAAUUAUUGAUUCAUUUGCAUUGGCAUAUGAUGAAUACUGCUCACCGUAUUCGCAGAUUGAUUUUUCGGAAGAUGUAAGAAACGCCAUGGCAUUGAAUAGACCAAUCAAGAUGUCACCGUGUAAAGCUAUUUUUAUUGGUGACGUUUCUGUUGGAAAGACAACUAUUGUGAAUAGAUUUUGUUAUGACAAGUUUCCGCACACUUAUAAGGCUACAAUUGGAGUGGAUUUUGAAGUUGAAAAUUUUCGAAUACUUGGUCAUGAAUAUUGUUUACAAAUAUGGGACACUGCUGGACAAGAAAGAUUUAAAUGCAUAGCCCAAGCAUACUAUAGAAAUGCUAACAUUAUAGUGAUUGUUUAUGACAUGACUAAUGAAGAGAGUCUUCAUGAAACACCAACAUGGCUGGAGAGUGCAUUGGCAGUAAAUCGUGUUCACAGACCUUUAGUGUUCUUAGUUGGAACGAAAUCAGAUUUGCUGACAAAGGAACAAUUUAUUUCGAUGGAAAGACUUGGCUAUGAAUUUGCUAGAGUGAUAAAAGCUGAAUAUUGGUCGGUUUCGGCAAGAACAGGAUUUAAUAUUGUAGAACUUUUUCAAAGAAUUGCAUCUUUAUCAUUUGACUCGACAAUGAAACAGUGCAUCGUUGAAACUAAUUUCUUUGGAAAACAUAAGGACCAUCAUGUUAGAGUUGGUUUUUUUAAAGGUCUCCUCGGUGGUAUUGAAUGCAACAUGAGUAGUGGAAUAUCAAAUAACAGGACUUGUUUAUGCUGAUAAGGAUUUGUUUGUGUUAUUGUUAAAUUUAGUUUACGUUUUUUUUAUAUUUUUAAAUGUCAUACAAUUUGGAAGUAAAUAUUUUAUAAUAAGUUGAAAUUGUCAAUAGUUCGUAUUUUUUUUUUGGAAAGUUUAACGAUAAGAACGCUGUUAAAUGAAAGGACAUGCAAAUAAAUCGAAUAAAAAGAA